AGACGAGGCCACAGAAACAGCAGGAAAUGGAGGUGGGGGAAGAAAAACCUACAUAACAACUAAAGAUUUUCAAUAAUUAAAGAAAUGAGUCAAACAUCUCUGAAACAGAAAAAGAAGAAUGAGACUGGAUCAAGAUAUUCAAAAGACAGUGUAGAAUCUGAGAAAAGGAAGGAUUCCGACAAGUCAGGAAUUCGCCUGACAACUCAGAUGAGACGUGUAGGCUAUCCGAAUCACUUGCUGAGAUGUUGCCCCAUGAGAGGUCACACUUCGUGUAGACGCUGCCCUUGUGUCCCUGAGGGACCAAUCCUCCUUAGUCCCUGCCGCACAAUACGUAUUUAUAUUCACAUGUGCCUGUUGUGGGAGCAAGGACAUCAGAUCACCAUGAUCAGGGGAUCCCAAGAAAUAGCAUUACCGAAGACAGACUCUCGAGGGUACCUUUUGCGAAAUCAGUGGUCCGGAACUUCACGCGGUGGGGCAUCUACCAGGGCUCCAUCUGUAGACGAAGCCCGAAGCAAGAAUACCAGUCUUAAGGUCGCCAGUAGCUCCGCGACCUCCAGGACUUCGUCCGCCUCCCCUAGCCAGCAAGACUCACCUAAGCUUUCUGCCCAGCCCUCACUGCCAACGCCUCCCUUGCAGCAAUCGUCACCCAAGGGCCCGGAUUCCUGCCCCCCCACACCACCCGAAGGCGUGCAGCAGCCAGUGUCUCGGCGCGGCACCAAGAUGCAUGAGAAUCCGGAUGGCUGGGCUCACUCCAGAGACCCCCGCGAUGCUCGGGAUGCCCGGGAUGCCCGGGACGCCCGGGACUCCAGGGACCCCCGCGACCUGCAGCACCGGGACUACCCCCGCACGCCCCCCUCCGAGUGGAAGUCCUACCCCCAGCGCCGGCAGGUGUACCCCUCCCAGGCCGACCGGGACUGCUUGCCGGAGCUGAGCCGCCAGCCGCGGGACGAGGACGACGACGAGGAGGAGGCCUACUGGGCGUCCGUGAAGACGCUCUACGAGAAGAGUCCUAACUGCUCCCGCCCCCGACCGCCCAAGCCCAAACACGCCAUCACCAUCGCCGUGUCAUCCCAGGCGCUUUUCAAUAUGAUGGACGGCAGGAAGAUCUAUGAGCAAGAGGGUCUGGAAAAGUACAUGGAGUACCAGGUCAUGAACGAGAACGUCAUCCUGACCCCUGGACCCGCCUUCCGCUUUGUUAAGGCACUGCAACAUGUCAAUUCUAGACUCCGUGAUCUGUAUCCUGAGGACCAGGAAUUAUUUGAUAUUGUGCUGAUGACUAAUAACCAUGCCCAGGUGGGAGUGCGGCUUAUAAACAGCGUCAAUCACUACGGAUUACUCAUUGACCGUUUCUGUCUGACCGGUGGAAAGAGCCCCAUCGGCUACCUGAAGUCCUAUCUGACCAACUUCUAUCUGUCCUCGGAUUGUGAAAAAGUGCAAGAAGCCAUACAAGAAGGAAUCGCUGCAGCAACAGUGUUUGAUGGGACCAAAGACAUGACCUACUGUGACACACAGCUCCGUGUCGCCUUUGAUGGAGACGCCAUCCUGUUCAAUGACGAUUCUGAACAGGCUGCCAAGGAACAUGGGCUGGACAAAUUCUAUCAGCAUGAGACCGUAUGUGACAACAAGACUUCUGCUCAGGUUCCCCUGAAAGCCUUUCUGGAAGAACUGGGUAGACUGCAGAAGAAGUUCUACGCCAAAGACGAGCGGUUGCUUUGCCCUAUCAGGACCUACCUGGUCACAGCCAGGAGUGCGGCCAGUUCAGGAGCCCGUGUGCUGAAGACCCUUCGCCGCUGGGGUCUGGAGAUCGACGAAGCUCUUUUUCUCGCGGGAGCUCCCAAAGGUCCCAUUUUAGGGAAGAUUCGACCUCACAUCUUCUUUGAUGAUCACAUGUUCCACAUUGAAGGGUCACCGAAAUUUGGCGCCAACACACCUCACGUGCCUUACGGCGGUACUCAGAAAUGAACACCUAGGGAUAAGAGGAGAAAUAAACUAGUGCGACCGGUGUGACAGAAACUACUUUUUUGGGGGUCUCUAGGCUAACUAGAUAGGUAUUCCGGAAGCUAAGACGUUAGGACGCACCUUAUUUCCAAAGGAUUUCUCUGGAUUUAAAAAAAAAAAAAAUACUCAAGUUACCUUCAAGUUGCUUUUGUUUGAGCUGUCAAUGCUGUUGACUACCACUGCAUCCAUCUUUGUAUAUAAAUCAUUAUUAAGCUUUCA
Erinaceus europaeus (western European hedgehog) is the source of this 2217-nucleotide messenger RNA. It is a transcript of the gene NT5C1B, whose product is annotated as 5'-nucleotidase, cytosolic IB. NCBI's taxonomy places the organism in Eukaryota, Metazoa, Chordata, Mammalia, Eulipotyphla, Erinaceidae. The transcript is spliced from 10 exons. The record is from RefSeq and is a predicted model, not a curated record. Gene Ontology annotation, molecular function: nucleotide binding; magnesium ion binding; 5'-nucleotidase activity. The coding region runs from base 85 to 1962 and encodes 625 amino acids. Gene Ontology annotation, biological process: adenosine metabolic process; nucleotide metabolic process. Gene Ontology annotation, cellular component: cytosol; cytoplasm.